GCAAAAACAUCACAGCGCAUUCCUGGGUAGUCCUCAGCUGCCAGCAUCUGAUUAAAACCAUAUCUCUCGCUGUGAGUGGCUAACUAAACAGAAGGCUCCGGCACGGCCGAAUAUUUAAGCUGGACGCCUCGUGUUCCUUCCUUUGCCGGCUACAGUGGUGGGAUCAUGCACGCAGUGGCUCAGAUCUAGGGCGUGUUGAAAAUAGUAUGCUUUUCCACUGAGGGUCGCUAAACAAAUUCCAGUUGCAUUCCCAAGUACAAGAUUCACUCCUGGAUCUCGAGGCUGGCCUCUCACCAUGUCAAGCGAAGCAGAAGCAACAAGUGUAAACAAUUCUCCUGCCCAGCAACAGACGCUACUGAAACCACAGUCUUCCAAAAAGGAGAAAAAGAAAGGAUCAGAGAAGACAGAAGAAUUCCUCUUGGCCAGAUUUCAAGGAGAUGGUGUAAGAUACAAGGCCAAACUCAUUGGAAUCGAUGAUGUCCCAGAGGCGAGGGGAGACAAGAUGAGCCAAGAUUCCAUGAUGAAGCUAAAGGGGAUGGCAGUCGCAGCUCGCUCUCAAGGACAACAUAAGCAGAAAAUAUGGGUGAACAUCUCUCUUGCUGGGAUCAAGAUCAUAGAUGAGAAAACAGGGGUUAUUGAGCAUGAGCACCCAGUCAACAAAAUCUCUUUUAUUGCUCGAGAUGUGACCGACAAUCGUGCCUUUGGCUAUGUUUGCGGAGGAGAAGGGCAACACCAGUUCUUUGCCAUAAAAACUGCACAGCAGGCAGAGCCUCUAGUGGUAGAUCUGAAGGAUCUCUUUCAAGUAAUCUAUAACAUGAAGAAGAAAGAAGAGGACAACAAGAGAAAGAACGAAGAGGCUAACAAAACAGAGAAUGGCAGUGACGAAGCAACUUUUGAUCAAGCUGGCAAAAUGAAACUGGGUGUUGACCAGAUGGAUCUGUUUGGAGACAUGUCCACUCCUCCUGAUAUUAACAGUCCCUCAGAGGAGGAUAAAGAGGUCCUGUUAGUGGAUUUAAACUCUGAGAUUGAGGUCCCUCCAACUUCUCUCAAAGGGGAGGAGCUUUUCUUGAAUGACAUCACGCCUUCCCUCCCACUGACAAAGCCACCAUCAUCUUUCUUGCCUGAAAAUGCUUUCUCUGCAAACCUCAGCUUCUUCCCUACACCCAAUCCUGACCCUUUCAGCGACGAUCCUUUCACGCAACGUGACCAAUUGGCACGCCCCCCGCUUGAUUCUUCCCUCAAACUUUCCCCUCCGAAGAUGGGGGGCAAUGGCAUCAAUGGGGAUGCCGAUUACUUUGGGGAACAGUUUGACCAGAUCUCGAACCGAACGGGUAAGCAGGACCUGCAGGCCAACCAGUGGCCGCUGGAGACAAAGCCAGCCCAGCUAGCGGCCAAGAUUCCCAACGGGAUCCCAGAGAGAGAACAGAAUGGUUUUCCUGCCAAAUCCCCCCUAGACGUCUUCGUGGAGAGCUCUUCCAAAGGAGUGCCUGUGCAAAAUGGAUUACGGCUAGACUCUGAAAGCAGCCCCUCCUUGAUGACUCAAGAUUCUAUCACGAUUAGCCCGCCUCCACAAAGUAGCAAGCCAGGAAGAGGAAGGAGGACUGUUAAGAAUGCAGCCAAUGACUUGUUUGGUUCUGACAUCUUUGCUCCGGGACUUCCUGCAACAAGUUCUCUGACCACGGCAACCCAGCCAGCCUCUGCACAAACCAGCUCUCUAGAACUCUUCAACUCAAGCGCUCCCACAGCAGCUCCCAUGCCUGUAUUAGGAGGAAGCUUGCCUACAGCCACUUCCCCAACACCAGCAUGGGGUCCCCAGCCUUCAGCCUUCAGCCAUCAACCUUCAGGCUUUUCUGGAUCUGUUUUAGGUGCUCGGCCAGCGAGCUUUACUCCUCCUCUUAAUUUUGGCGCUCCUUCCCCAGUUCCUAACUGGAACCAGACUGUAUCCUUGGGAGCCCCUGUCCAGCCUCCAGCUCCUGAUCUCUGGAGUCAGUCUGCACGGGUUUCCCCUCCCAAUGCGUGGAUGCAGCCACCCGGUACAGGGAACCCUUUCCAGACCAACAUGUUCUCGUCCACCUUAGCAACCCAGCCUCUAUCGAUGAUGCCUUCCAUGUCUUCCGCAUGUCCUCCCCCACAGCUACCUCCCAGAACUGCAUCUCAGAAAGAGCCAAACAAGAAGGAGAGUGAUGCCUUCACUGCUCUGGAUCCACUUGGCGAUAAGGAAAUCAAGGAUGUUAAAGAGAUGUUCAAAGACUUUCAGCUGACGAAACCCCCUGCUGUGCCCGCAAGAAGGGCAGAGCACCAGCAGCAGCAGCAGCAGCAGCAGCAAGUUCCAUCCAAGCCUGUUCCCUGGCAAAAUGCUGUGUUGCCCGGCAAGACGGCGGAAGCCCCAUUUGAAAAUCCUUUUAAGAUAGAUCCUUUCACCACUUCCUCACAGAAUUCAGUUACAACUCAUCAGCCACAGCCUCUGGCACCAUUUGGUGACCAUUUUGGAAAUCCAUUUGCAUAGACACAGCAGAAUGAACUGCUGUGACAAAAGAACACAGUGGAUAACUGGACGUCCUGCAACUGUCUUCACUUGGUGUUUAUCUGCCUCAUGCCUCACCCAAUUCUUUCAAGAAGACAGCCCUUCUUGAAACCCCUGGGUCACAACCAGCUGAAGCCAAGGAGGGAAUCUGCUAGAGAGCACACUGGAACUGGGAGUGAAUUCAGCCUGUGUGGGAUUUAAGUAACUGAACACUUCUGGUCUUCACUGGGCUUGCUGUCCAGGCCGGGAGCACUUAACUGUAACAUGCAGGAGAAACUCAACAUUCUGCUAUAGGAUGAAGUCGCACCAUCUCACAAUCACUGCACCGCCACACAAGGGAAGAAAGCCGUGAUCUGAACUGGCACGACUGAGCCACCUAGAAUGCAAAAUGGCCAAAUAGUCACCUCAUGAGCUUAACUGCAAGCUUUAAAAACUUCCAGCACUUCCACUUUCUACCUACUCAGUAUGGCCAGGUUUGGGAAAAAAAAUGGAAUUGGUAUGAAAUAGGACAAGAUUGGGUUUGGCUCCUAACUGGUGAAUCCCUCAACGUAGUAAGGAUUGUUUUUUUAUGCCCAUGUGACCCAGUAGCAGUUGAGACACUCCUGGCAACCUUUUGGAAUGGCUGAAACGUCGUAUGCUUUGGUUUUCCUGCCACAUCUUGUGCUACAGCAAUGACCUCCAGCAACAUAUUUUUGCUCCAUAUUCAAAUAAAUAUUGGGAGAAGGAGAGAUACAGAAAUAGGCAGAAGUUGUUGUUUUUUU
Molecule: messenger RNA, 3285 nt
Organism: Pogona vitticeps (central bearded dragon)
Lineage: Eukaryota; Metazoa; Chordata; Lepidosauria; Squamata; Agamidae
Source: RefSeq, a predicted model, not a curated record